AUGGCUACGUCUUCUUCUUCAUCUGUUUCUUCGACAAAUCUUCAAGCAAAGCACGGUGUUUUCCUCAAUUUCAGAGGCGACGACACUCGCCACGGUUUCACCAGUCAUCUCCACGAAGCUCUGAGACAGAAAAAGAUUAUAACUUUCAUUGAUGAUAAACUCAAGCUAGGAGAUGAAAUCUCACCCUCUCUUCUGAAUGAGAUCGAAGGAUCGAAGAUUGCGAUUACCAUUUUCUCAAAAGACUAUGCGUCUUCGCGAUGGUGUCUUGAAGAACUUGUGAAGAUCAUUGAAUGCAAAAACAUUCAUGGACAGAUCGUGAUACCCGUUUUCUAUCAUGUUUAUCCGUCCGAGGUAAGGAAUCAAACCGGGAGUUUCGGAGAUGGAUUUGCUAAGCUAAAAGAACGAUUUAAGGAACAACCGGAGAUGGUGCAGAGAUGGAAGACUGCUCUGAGUCAAGCAGCCAAUAUAUCUGGCUGUUCUUUGAAUGACAAUAUGCCUGAAGCUGAAAUUGUGAAGAAGAUUGUGGAUAAUAUAUUGAGGAGUUUGAGGAAUAUUAUUUCUCCCAGUACUAACAAGAACUUGGUUGGAGUAGAAUCAGCCAUGGAAGAAUUGAUUAAGUUGUUAUUGAACAAAGAUGUUUGCAGUUUGGGAAUCUGGGGCAUUGGCGGAAUAGGCAAAACAACUAUUGCUCGUGCUAUAUUCAACAAAAUCUCAAAUGAAUUUGAAGGAUCCUACUUCACUGAAAAUGUUAGAGAAGAAUCAAGAAAUCCAAAUGGGCUCGUUCACUUGCGAGAAAAACGUUUUUCUUCUAUACUAGGAGAUCAAAAUCCCAACAUGGGAAGGCUUGGUGCAAUGAAGACUUUGAUUGUUUUGGAUGAUGUCACAGAUUUUCAGCAGAUAGAAGAUUUGAUUGAAGAUUAUGAAAGUUUGGGUUCAGGAAGCCGGGUAAUUAUAACAACAAGAGAUAAACAAGUGCUUGAGAAUUGCAACGUAGAUAAGAUCUAUGAAAGCAUAACCGAUUGGGAAAGCGCAAUAAGUAAACUAGAAGAAACUCCUCCUCCGAAGGUUUACGAUUUGUUAAAAGUAAGCUUUGAUGGAUUGGAUGAAGAGGAGCAAGAUAUAUUUUUAGAUAUUGCAUGUUUUUUCAAGUGGACGGACAAAGAUAUGGUGAUGAAAGUCUUGAAGGCAAGUGACUUGAAGGUAGAGUAUGAAAUAAGUGUUCUUAUUGAUAAGUCUCUCAUAACUAUUUCAUCAGACAAUACGAUAACUAUGCAUGAUUUGCUUCAAAAAAUGGGAAGGAAAAUUGUUCGGGAAGAAAAGGAUAUUGGCAAACGAAGUCGAUUGUGUCAUCAUAAGGAUCUUUAUGACGUCUUGACAAAAAAUACGGGAACUGAAAUUGUUCGAGGCAUAUGCAUGGACAUGUUUCAAAUAGGAGAAAUACACUUAAAUCCUCUCACUUUCUCAAAUCUGCAUAGCUUGAAAUUCUUGAAGGUCUAUGUAGCUGUUAAUGACAAGGUGCAUGAAUUUCAAGAAUUGGAAUUCGAUUUCCUUGAGCUAAGAUACAUUUGUUGGCAUAAUUAUCGGUGGAAAUCUUUACCACGUAAUUUUAAUCCGAAGAACCUCGUUGCUCUUGAGAUGCGCUAUUCUAAUCUUAAAGAACUUUGGAGUAGGGUCCAACCUCUAAUAAAUUUAAAGUACAUUGACCUGAGUUACUCAAAGCAUCUGCGUAAGAUUGCUGAACUCUCACAGGCUUCAAAUCUUGAAAGUUUGAUUCUGGAAGGCUGUACAAGUUUGAUUGAGAUCAUUUUCCCCUCUAGUAGGAGGCUCAAUAACCUUGUUACUCUGAAUCUAAGAAAUUGCAAAAGCCUCCAGAGUCUUCCACCGGGUAUUCUUCAAUCAAAUUCUCUAAGAUUUGUUAAUCUUUCAGGUUGCUCAAAUCUCAGAAUAGCCCCAAGGAUCUCAUGUAACAUAGAGCAACUAUGUCUGGAUGGAACUGCAAUAAAGAAAUUUUCCUCUACGGUUGAAGGUCCUUCUAGAUUAGUUCAAUUCACUCUUCAAAACUGUUCAAGGCUGGAGAGCCUCCCAACAAAUUUUCAUAAGUUUGAAUCCCUCAAACAUCUUUCUCUAUCUUCUUGCACAAAUCUUGAGGCCAUUCCAGAGAUCCCACAUAAGAUAGAGGAGAUAUAUAUUGAUAGAAUUGCAAUACGAGAAUUGCCCUUGUCAAUUGAGUCUCUAUCUAAUCUACAUACAUUGAGCCUCAAGAACUGUUCAAGGAUUGAGAGUCUUCCAGAUGGCAUCCUUAAGCUGAAAUCUCUCAAGUAUCUGUCUCUCUCCGGUUGCUCAAACAUCAAGACAAUUCCAAAGAUCUCAUGUAAGAUGGAGCAAUUAUAUUUAGAUGAAACUGCAAUUAAAGAAUUGCCCUCCCUAAUCGAGUGUCAAUCCAGUCUGGUCACUUUGAGUUUGAAAAAUUGUUCAAAUCUUGAGAAUCUUCCGGGCGAAUUCUGUAACCUGAAAUCUCUCAGGCAUCUCUAUAUCUCUGGGUGUUGGAAACUCGACAGACUGCCUGAGGACAUUGGGAAUCUGCAAAGUUUGGAGGUGUUUGAAGCUGAUGGAAUUGCUGCAACAGAAUUACCAUCGUCCAUGGAAAGUUUGAGCAACAUUCGUGAAUUAUCUUUCGAGAGAUGUAAAGGGCAAGAUCUGGUGCGUUCUCUUCCUCGUGUGUUAUCAGGUUUGUCGUUUUUGAAGAAACUAAACCUGAAUGAGUGCAAUAUGACAGAAUUACCCAACAGUCUUGGCGAUUUAUCCUCCCUGAAGGAUUUAAAUCUUUCUGGAAACAAUUUUAACAGCAUUCCAACAACAAUCAUCAACCUUUCAAAGCUGUCGUCGCUUAACUUGAGCCACUGCAACAUGCUUCAACCCUUGCCAAACCUUCCUGGUAACAUACAACUUUUGGUAGCAGAUAGCUGCAAAUCUCUCCAAGCAUUAUCCGACUUGCCGAUUCCAAGCCAAGGCUAUUUCAACGGAAAUCUCAGCUUCGUAAAUUGCUUCAAUCUCGACUGGAGAAUGCUCACAAACAUUCUGGAUUACGCUCUGUCAAAUAUGUAUGAGAAAACCUCUUACACCCGCAAGAGGCCUACCAGUUACAUGUGUUUCCGAGGAAGCGAAAUUCCAGACUGGUUUAACGUUCAAAGUACUGCGUCAUUUCUAGAGCUCCCAGAAGGCUCGUUGAGUCAUAAUUUCAUUGGCUUCACCUUCUGCACAGUGUUAUCAUUCCAGGACUAUAAAGCUGGUACGUUGGUUGUUGAGUGCGAGAUGCUUCUGAAAAGCAAAGAUGGCUUGAAGAAAAUGGGAUGCGGCAGCUUUUUAGCCUGGACGAAAGAGUAUGCGCCGUCCAAUGUGGAGUUUGAUCAUGUGUUCCUCGGAUAUGAUGUUCAGGUGGAUGAUAAAUCAGAAUGGGACGAAUUCUCUGAGGCCAUUAUCAAGUUUCGUGUUACGGAUUAUCAUCGGAGCCCUUUGGAUGAUUGCGUGGUGAAGAAGUGUGGCGUCCGUUUAUUGUUGAGCCAGGAGGAAUCAGUGAAUGAAUCCAGCUUGUGCUUGCUCUCCGAUGAAGAAGAUAAAGAAGACGAGCCACAGUCCAAGUGA
Molecule: messenger RNA, 3642 nt
Organism: Mangifera indica (mango)
Lineage: Eukaryota; Viridiplantae; Streptophyta; Magnoliopsida; Sapindales; Anacardiaceae
Product: disease resistance-like protein DSC1
Exons: 5
Coding region: 1-3642 (1213 amino acids)
Biological process (GO): signal transduction; defense response
Molecular function (GO): ADP binding; protein binding
Source: RefSeq, a predicted model, not a curated record